AUGGGAAAUUGUGCUAAUAACCCUUGUGGCUGCGAUGGAUAAAUGGAGCAAACUAAUGAAGCUUUUGUUUCAGGAAACAUUUUGACUGAAAAUGGCUAAAUGUCUCAUAGAAAUAAUUUAUCAGCAAAUAGAAGACCCAUUUAGAUAAAGUCAAACUAAAAAUCUUUAGUGGUUGCUGACUUUGACAAUAAGGAAAAUGUUUAAAUUGAAAAUUAGUCUGCAGCUACCGUAGCUAACGCUGACUUAAAGACCUCUUAAAAAUUACAUUUAUCCCUUUCAAAGACUCAUCAUACUUCUGCUAGUAAGAUGGCUUACGGAAAUGGUAAUGUUGAGCAUACUAAUAAAGCAAAUGAAAGCUUGACUACAAAAGAUUAGUCUUUAGUUGGUUCUUAAAAGAAUUUAGCUAUUAAUUAAAAGCCAAGGUUUACUAGAAUAGCUACAAACCCUAAUUAAAUUCAUCCAGCAGUUUAAUAAAUACUUAGCACAAUUGGCAAUUUUGAAUACAAUUCAGAUGAAUCAUACGAUGAGUCUCUUUUAGAAGGUCCUUUACUAUUUGAAAAUGAAGCUGUUUAUUAUGGAGAGCUUUUAAACAAUUUGAGACACGGACGUGGAAAACAAAUAUGGAAAGACGGAAGCUUUUAUGAGGGAUAUUGGAAAAAUGAUACUGCAUGGGGUAAAGGAAGAUUAAUUCAUAGUGAUGGUGAUCUUUAUUUUGGAGAUUGGUAAAAUGACAGAGCUCAUGGUAAAGGAGUUUACUAUCAUAGUGAUGGAGCAAAGUAUGAAGGAGAGUGGUUUGAAGAUAGAUAACAUGGAUAAGGAAUAGAAAUAUGGCCAGAUGGAACUUAAUAUGAAGGUGAAUAUUAAUUAGGAAAAAAACAAGGAAAAGGCAUAUUCAGAUGGUCUGAUAGUAGCUACUAUUAAGGAGAAUUUGCAAAUAAUGAAAUAGAAGGUACUGGAGUUUAUAAAUGGAAAGAUGGAAGAGAAUAUUUGGGAUAAUGGCUUCAUAAUAAAAUGGAAGGAAGAGGAUUAUUCAAGUGGCCUGAUGGUAGAUAAUAUGAAGGUUAAUAUGUUGAUGAUAAAAAAGAAGGAUUUGGCAUUUUUACUUGGCCAGAUGGAAAAAUAUACAGAGGAAACUGGAAAAAUGGAAAAUAGCAUGGAUAUGGAGUCAUUUAGUUUAGUGAUGGAUAAGAAAGGGAAGGAGUCUGGAUAUAAGGAAAAUAUGCAGGCAGUGACAUUAAUAGUAAUGAAGAAAUAAAAUAAUAAGCUGCAUAAUAUAAAUUUGUUAUGCAAUAAAUUUAAAAUGAAUAGCAAUAAUAACAAUAAGAUAAGUGA
This is a messenger RNA of Tetrahymena thermophila SB210, 1332 nucleotides long. RefSeq names its product MORN motif protein. Lineage: Eukaryota; Ciliophora; Oligohymenophorea; Hymenostomatida; Tetrahymenidae. Gene Ontology annotation, cellular component: cytosol. The transcript is spliced from 3 exons. The record is from RefSeq and is a predicted model, not a curated record.